Messenger RNA from Brassica oleracea var. oleracea, 822 nucleotides. RefSeq lists its product as uncharacterized. The coding region runs from base 1 to 822 and encodes 273 amino acids. The transcript is spliced from 2 exons. The record is from RefSeq and is a predicted model, not a curated record. Gene Ontology annotation, molecular function: zinc ion binding; nucleic acid binding. NCBI's taxonomy places the organism in Eukaryota, Viridiplantae, Streptophyta, Magnoliopsida, Brassicales, Brassicaceae.
AUGGUGGUGCCAUCAAACAAGAAGCUGAAGAAGAAUAUUCGCAGAAGGAGAACAUAUUCUGGCUUCGUUCAAGAAAUAGUGGAGGGUUAUGCCAGGGUAUGCAUUGGGAACUUAGCAUGGGACACUAGCCCUGGGACGGAUCCGGAUAUCCAGGAAAUUUUGGGCAAAAACAAAGAAACAGGGGAAUUCAAAGGGUGCGCGCAUGUGGAUUUCAAUGAUAUUCUGUCUGUGGCCAUUUCGGCGCUUAAGCUGGAUCAUAUUUUCUGUAAUAGUGCUAAUCGUACACCUGGUAAGAUCAAAAGGAGGACUUGUUACGUGUGUAGAGAAAAGGGUCAUCUUGCCACAGCUUGUGGCAAGAAGCUUAAAGAUUCUCAUGAUCAGGCAAACGCUAAGGUGGAUCAAGAGACUGUUAACACAAGUACUGCUAUGCUAAGCUAUGACCUUCAAAAGAACAAUGGUGGUUCUUAUUGCAUGAAUGAUACAUACACUGCUACAAAUGAAGCUCAUAGUGGAAGAUUAGCUUCUGAGGUUAGCUUUGGUAAGACCAAAAGGAGGACCUGUUACGAGUGUAGAGAAAAGGGUCAUCUUGCCAAGGCCUGUCUCAAGAAGCUUCAAAACACUGGUCACACAAACGCAAAGGUGGAUCACCAGACUGUUGAGGCACGACCGAUUCAGGAAACAAACUAUAAUUUUCAAAAGAUAUCAGGAGAUACUGACAACAAUGGCGGUUCUUACAUGGACGAGACAUAUGUUGCUGACCCGGUAUCCGUUGUUGCAACAAAUGGAACUAGUGACGGAAGCUCAGUGUCUGCAGUUAGUUAG